CGUAUUGUAGCUCUUCGGGACAAACUUUAGUCGUCUAAGUAAAUAACGUUAACAAUAUAAAAACAUUAUUCAGUAUCGUUAAAGGGUCGUUGAAAUUAUGUGAGUUUGGCGGCGGUUGGAUCGUCUGAAUGUACAUACACGCACCGGAAUGCUGUGGCAGUCCGUAUCAGGAUAAUCUUUGGGUGACCGGUGGCACAAUUGCUGAAUAUAUGCAAUGAAUAUUAGGAAGUGCAUAACAUUUGGCAAUUAUAUUAGUUCUUACUGUGCUGAGGUCUUAAUUUUUCAAUUUAAUCUGAAUUUAUUGCGUGCGCCCCGAGGCUCGGGUGCGUAAAUACGGUACCCAUCCGGGGAUGAAGGCUUCAAUUAGUGCAGGCGUCAGCAAGAGACUGGUCGUCACGUGUUGUCACUCUCGCCUGCACAGCCGGCUCCAGACCCGGCAGACAGGGAGGACACAGUGUUACAGGAUAGCAGCUCCUCGCGUAGUCAAGCUCAGGGAGAUGGAAGAAUCGCUCUCGCUGCACUCGGACCGGGCGGAAGACGUGGCCAGCGACUCCAGCUACAGGCACUUCCGCAUUAAGCACUUCCACCUGGACUUGGAGGUGGAUUUUGAGCAGAGGCAGUUGCGGGGAACCGAGACGCUGCAAGUGAGAUGCCUACGGGAUUCCCAGAGCGAGUUGCGCCUGGACGUCCACCCGUCCCUGAGGCUGCAGGAGGUGUCCUUCCUCGGGGUCGGCGGCACGGAGUGGACGGCGGCGCAGUUCGAGACGCGAGGAUUCACCAGCUACGGCACCACGCUGGUGCUGAGAUUUCCCAACCCGUGGAAAAGCAAGGAUGAGUUUCAGGUCGCGAUCAAGUACUGCGCGACCGAUGGACCAGGGGUGUGCUGGCUGGAGCCCGAGCAGACGGCGGGGAGGACAAAGCCCUUCGUCUUCACGCAAGGCCAGGCCGUGCUCAACCGGUCCUUCUUCCCCUGCUGCGACACGCCGGCGGUAAAGAGCACGUACUCCGCCUCCAUCAAGGUCCCAGAGGGGUUCACUGCAGUGAUGAGCGCCACCACCUGGCAGCACCGCAAGGCCGACAACGUCUUCCUGUUCACCAUGGAGCAGCCCAUCCCAUCCUACCUGGUGGCUUUGGCUGUGGGGGAGCUGGUGUCAGCCCAGGUGGGCCCCAGGACGCGGGUGUGGACCGAGCCCUGCCUGCUGCCGGCGGCCCAGCAGGAGUUCGACGGUGUGAUCGAGGAGUUCCUGGCUGUGGGGGAGAAGCUGUUCGGGCCCUACAUGUGGGGCAGGUACGACGUGCUGUUCAUGCCCCCCUCCUUCCCCUUCGGCGGCAUGGAAAACCCCUGCCUGACCUUCGUCACGCCCUGCCUGCUGGCCGGGGACCGCUCGCUGGCCGGCGUCAUCGUGCACGAGAUCUGCCACAGCUGGUUCGGCAACCUCGUCACCAACGCCAACUGGGGCGACUUCUGGCUCAACGAGGGCUUCACCAUGUACGCCCAGCGCCGCGUCUGCAAGGAGAUCUUCGGGGAGGCCUACACCUGCCUGGAGGCGGCCACUGGCAGGGCCCUGCUGCGCCAGCACAUGGACAACACCGGACAGCAGCACCCGCUCAACAAGCUGAGGGUCAAGAUCGAGCCAGGCGUGGACCCCGAUGAGACCUACAACGAGACCCCCUAUGAGAAGGGCUUCUGCUUCGUCUCCUACCUGGCCCACCUGACCGGGGACCAAAGCCGAUUCGAUUCUUUCCUCAGGGCCUACGUGGACAAGUUCAAGUUCCGCAGUGUGGUGGCCGAGGACACCCUGGAGUUUUACCUGGAGUACUUCCCGGACCUGAAGGAGAAGGACGUCCACCGGAUCGAAGGGCUGGAGUUUGACCGCUGGCUGAAAGUGCCUGGCUGGCCACCCUACCUUCCCGACCUGUCGGCCGGUCAGAGCCUGAUGAAGCCAGCGAAGAGUCUGGCAGCACUGUGGGCAGAGGAACAGCUGGAUGUGGUAGCCAUCGCUGCCAUUGACCCGGUGCCCUGGAGGACCUACCAGACUGUCUACUUCCUGGAUAAGGUCCUGGAGAAAUCUCCACUGCCCACUGGUCACCUCGAGAGGUUUGCCCAGCAGUAUCCGCACAUCAUGGGGUCCCACAAUGCCGAGCUGCGCCUGCGCUGGGCCCAGAUUGUCCUGAAGAACCAGUACGAGCCCGGCUUCCAGCACGUCAGGGCUUUCCUCAGCUGCCAGGGAAAGCAGAAGUACACGCUGCCCUUGUAUCGAGCCAUGUGGAGCGGCUCGGAGAAGACCAGGGCCCUGGCCAAGGAGAUCUUCUCUGCCACCUCCGAGCAGCUGCACUGCAUAGUCCGCAGCUACAUCCAGAAAAUACUGGACAACCCAGCUCCUGUGUAAGGAGACCGUGUGGCGUUUAGCAUGCCAGUGAGUGCUCUGUGCUUGCAAUCAUAUCAAGGUUUUUAAUUUUUUUUAAUCGAGAUCAAUGAUCCUACUUUUUCUGGAAAUUUUGAGAUAAUUGAAUGAAUACAUGGAAAUGCAGAGGACACUGGGAAACCUGUUAAAAAAGUUUACUGUUGAAAAGAGACGAUGUGGCAGUCUUGUUUUGAAAAUUACUAGUUUUAUUAGGUAUCAUGAAGAGUUGAUGCCCUGUGUUUGGAGUGAAAUAUUUUAAGCAUUUUAAAAGGAAACAAGUGAAAGAAAUUAAGCAAAGCUACUCCAGCACAGAUAGCCAAGUGAGAGCUUAGGGCAGUCUUAACAUUACUUGUAUUUAUCUCAAUUUUCUUCCAAGGUGAAGACACUGACAAUGUUAAUGAAAAAGAUUCACAUCUGUACUUACUCCUAUCUCUCGAUUUGUAGAUCUGACACUUUAAUAAAAGAUGUAACCAAGCAUU
Messenger RNA from Lepisosteus oculatus (spotted gar), 2884 nucleotides. RefSeq names its product arginyl aminopeptidase (aminopeptidase B). NCBI's taxonomy places the organism in Eukaryota, Metazoa, Chordata, Actinopteri, Semionotiformes, Lepisosteidae. Gene Ontology annotation, molecular function: zinc ion binding; metalloaminopeptidase activity. The record is from RefSeq and is a predicted model, not a curated record. Gene Ontology annotation, biological process: proteolysis.